CUCAGUCCGUGUGGGCGGAGUCUGUGUCGAUGGCUACGGGAAGCGCAGCUGCAUGAACGAUCAUCUCACCGAUCCUGCGUCCGUGUUUUUCACCCGCGAUUCCCGGAACACGGAACAGCCCGCGGGGCGAGCGAGCGAGCGAGCGAGGGACUGCGGGGCCGCGGAGGUGCGGCGGAGAGCCAAGCCAGGAAAGGACGCCCGAGUGCGGGUUGAUGCUGGCGGCCCGUCCGCCCUUUAAACACGGAUGCUUCUGCGUUCAUAAGCGAUCGCCGUUUAUCCGUGAACAGAUCGGACGCGUUAACGUCCACUAUUUUCACUCUCAAAGCCGAUCGGCAGGCGUCAAUCGCACGAACGGACCGUGAGAGCCGAGGCGCGGCAGGAGCAUCAUCUUCCUGCGGGUCUCCAGCGCCUGACAGGCCCGGAGACAUGGGCAACACGCCGGCCGCCAAACGGGGAAACGAGAUGGAAAGCGUUAAAGAGUUUCUGGCCUUCGCCAAAGAAGAUUUCCUCAGGAAAUGGGAGAAUCCUGCACAGAACACGGCAGGCCUGGAGGACUUCGAGCGGCUGAAGACGCUGGGCACCGGCUCGUUCGGGCGCGUGAUGCUGGUCAGACACCGAGAGACCGGCCAGCACUACGCCAUGAAGAUCCUCAACAAACAGAAGGUGGUGAAGCUGAAGCAGAUCGAACACACACUAAACGAGAAGAGGAUCCUGCAGGCCGUCAGCUUCCCCUUCCUCGUGCGCCUGGAGUACUCCUUCAAGGACAACACUAAUCUCUACAUGGUGAUGCAGUACGUUCAGGGAGGGGAGAUGUUCUCACACCUGCGCAGAAUCGGCAGAUUCAGUGAACCCCAUGCACGCUUUUAUGCUUCACAAAUAGUUUUGACCUUUGAGUAUCUGCAUGCCCUUGACCUGAUCUACAGAGACCUUAAACCAGAGAACCUCCUCAUCGAUCAGCAGGGAUACAUCCAGGUGACAGACUUUGGCUUCGCGAAGCGGGUGAAGGGCCGCACGUGGACGUUGUGUGGGACCCCGGAGUAUCUGGCCCCGGAGAUCAUCCUCAGCAAGGGUUAUAAUAAGGCGGUGGACUGGUGGGCUCUGGGUGUGUUGAUGUACGAGAUGGCUGCUGGUUAUCCUCCAUUUUUCGCCGAUCAACCCAUUCAGAUCUACGAAAAGAUUGUCUCAGGAAAGGUACGAUUCCCGUCGCACUUCAGUUCGGACCUGAAGGACCUGUUGAGAAACCUGUUGCAGGUGGACCUCACCAAACGCUUCGGAAACCUUAAAAACGGAGUUAACGACAUUAAAGGACACAAGUGGUUCUCCACUACUGACUGGAUAGCCAUUUACCAGCGGAGGGUGGAGGCCCCGUUUGUGCCUAAAUGCAGAGGUCCCGGGGACACCAGCAACUUCGACGACUACGAGGAAGAGGAGAUCCGUGUGUCGUUCACGGAGAAGUGCGCAAAAGAAUUUGCCGAAUUCUAGAGGAAGAAACUAUAGAAAUCAGAGCGAGGGAUAUAGGUGGAGAGAAAGAGAGAGAGAAGGAGAAAAAGUGCAUGAAUCUUAAAAACCGAUCCUUCCUCCUGUAAAACAGCAGAGAAACCAGCGGAAGAGUCCAGAGAAGACCUCCAGGGAUAAACAGUGAGGCCUUUAUCAUCUCCUCUAUUUUAAUCAUGUUUGCAAUUUUCUCUUUUUUUUUCUUCUUUUUUUUUAAUCUCUGUUCAUGUGAUAUUAACCCUGAUGGAUUUGAUAGGGUGUAAUUGUUGGCCUGUGGACUGGGAUUGUUGUUGCCGCACAAAAACAGAC
Messenger RNA from Rhinichthys klamathensis goyatoka, 1803 nucleotides. RefSeq names its product protein kinase, cAMP-dependent, catalytic, alpha, genome duplicate b (gene prkacab). NCBI's taxonomy places the organism in Eukaryota, Metazoa, Chordata, Actinopteri, Cypriniformes, Leuciscidae. Gene Ontology annotation, cellular component: cAMP-dependent protein kinase complex; nucleus. The coding region runs from base 427 to 1482 and encodes 351 amino acids. The transcript has 10 exons. Gene Ontology annotation, molecular function: protein kinase A regulatory subunit binding; cAMP-dependent protein kinase activity; ATP binding. Gene Ontology annotation, biological process: peptidyl-serine phosphorylation. The record is from RefSeq and is a predicted model, not a curated record.